Striga asiatica is the source of this 1504-nucleotide messenger RNA. The record is from the annotation of a GenBank genome assembly. Lineage: Eukaryota; Viridiplantae; Streptophyta; Magnoliopsida; Lamiales; Orobanchaceae.
AUGAAAUCGACGGCCGAGAUCACGAUUCAAAUAUUGAGCUUAUCCAAAUUCGACGAUCCAGUUUCUCUUUCUAGACGUACUCACGCACGCACAGAUUCCUGCAUUCCAUCGGUUGUUCGUUCGAGUGGAGAUAUGGGGAAUGCCAAUGGCAAAGAAGAAGGCGUUGAGAAUGGCGGUGGCGGGGAUGAGGUGUCGGGGCUUUCGAACCACGCGCAGACGGCGCGCGUGGCUUCUUCUGAUUUGAUGGUUAGCUCUCCCCCGCACGACCUCCGGCAGUCUCGCCCGCCUGUCUUGUUUUCCUCGCAGAAAGGAUCAUCUGUGAAGUGUUAUUUACUACGACUAUAUGUUUUUAGUUCUUCUGCUGGGAUUCUCGUGUACAUAAGAACUGUCGCGCGGAUGACCCCUGUACUUCCAUCACAAAGAAACGGUGGCACUUCAUCUACUCAUUUGCUGCGGAAUGAAUCUAGACGUGCUCUUGAUCGCCCCCUUGAAAAAGGCAUUCCAACUAUAAUAACCUGGAGCUUUGGUGGCAACAAUGUGGCUGUGGAGGGAUCUUGGGACAACUGGAAGACAAGAAAACUACUUCAAAGGUCAGGAAAGGAUCAUUCGAUUCUUUUGGUCCUUCCAUCAGGCAUAUUCAGAUAUAGACUCAUUGUGGACGGCGAAGUUAAAUACAUCCCUGAUCUUCCGAGUGAAACAGAUGAUACAGGCAGUGUCUGUAAUGUUCUCGAUGUCCAUGAUUACGUUCCCGAAAACCUGGAUAGCGUGGCAGAAUUCGAGCCUCCCUCAUCACCCGAGUCCAGCUACAGUCAAAUUUUUCCGGGAGAAGAAGAUUUUGCAAAAGACCCUAUGUUGGUCCCUCCUCAACUUCACUCCUCAGGCCUUGGCUCCGAUAACCACAAAGAAGCAGGUGGUUCAAAACCGCAGCAUGUGGUGCUGAACCACCUAUUUAUGGAGAAAGGACAGCAGCCUCAAUCUGUUGUUGCCCUUGGCCUGACCCAUAGGUUCCAGUCUAAGUAUGUGACUGUUGUCCUUUAUAAGCCGCUCAAGAGGUGAUUCUAACUUUUUGCAUGACACGGCUUUUUCCGUGGCUUGCUAUGAACGAUUGCAAGCCCGUCUUGUUGAUGGUGUUGAUGCAACUGCUUGGAAAGGUCUUUUUUUGCGUUCUUGUGUGUUGCUCUUGUACAUUAAUAUCCUUAGAACGUUUUUUAGGUGUAAAUUCAUUUAGUUGAAGUGAAAAAUGGAGAUGCGCUUUUGUUCUAUAUACUUUAAACGGAUUCCGGCAUUCAGAUAACAAACCGAAAAACUAGCCGCCUCUCAAAAUUGUGAUUAUCCCUUGAAAGCAUUACAAAAACCUCAUUGGGAGUUGUACGUUUUUAACACCUUGAGGGUGUGAAUUUUAAGAAAUCUGUCUUAAGGAGCAUAUGACGAUAGUAUACUAUUGACAUACAUAUGCUUUUCUUGCAAAUUAGGGUAACGUCAACUGUAGUUUAUGUAAUUGGCA